Messenger RNA from Aspergillus wentii DTO 134E9, 1706 nucleotides. RefSeq lists its product as uncharacterized. The record is from RefSeq and is a predicted model, not a curated record. The transcript is spliced from 3 exons. The coding region runs from base 45 to 1493 and encodes 482 amino acids. NCBI's taxonomy places the organism in Eukaryota, Fungi, Ascomycota, Eurotiomycetes, Eurotiales, Aspergillaceae.
UUAGGGUUUUCAUCCUCCAAAAUAUCUCCAACUUCAUCGCCAAAAUGGUGACUCUACCGAUAGAGAUCAUCUCUCGGAUUCUGUUUUUUGUCUUGAAUAGUCCACAAAAAAAGCGUAGUAAACAGAAACCUUCCCCCGUCAAACUCGCCCCCUACACAACAAUCUCUCGCCAAUGGCAGGCCGCCGUGGAGCCACUGAUUUGGCGCCACAUGGGUGUAUAUCAGUCACUGGGUAAACUACAGGAGUUUACAACAGGCAGAUCAGAUCGACGGGCCAGGGUGGCCUAUAUCCGGAAACUAAUCUGGUCACCGGAUAUCGACUGGAGUGAUGUGGGCGACAGAACAGAGGGAGAUGAUACGCUGAAAGCGACUGUCCUCCCGGUGUCGUAUAAUCGGCAAAUUUGCAGUCAAUUGAGAAUUCUCUUUGAUAUGCUGGACGGAUGGAAAGACCGGCAAUCGAAUCUUGAAUUAUCGCUUUCCGUCAGCGAUGAAGAGUAUGCGUGUGAGACAGAUAUGGACACCACCCUCGAGGAAAUGGCAUCCUUUACGACGAACGAUCUCUGGAGGCGAGCUUGGAUUCCUCAUUUUUUCCAGGUGACAGAGGAUAAUGUCAAGGAUCUGCCGAUACUCCCCUUUGUCACAUCGUUCACCAUGGAUGACGAUCGUAACACUCUAUCUCCAUCGGCUUUCUUCCACAUGCUCUCGCGUUUUCCUCGUGUCAGUCAUAUUUCGGCCGCAGAGAGUGGGGAUCCCCCUAGCGCUGCUAUUCUAGGUCUUCGCGAGCGACGACAAGAUGUCAUCAAGUGUCUGCCUCUGGUACCAGACACAGUCAACACAUUCAAAUACCAGGUUGGUUAUGUAAGGGAAUUAGCACCAACUCCUGCCUACAGUGCAGCCAACUAUCUAUACAACGGUCUCGAUCAGUUCUCUAUCGCCCUGAGAACACUGAGCAUGCGCCUUCGCGAACUUCGCCUAGAAUAUGUCCGAGUCAGCAGCUCUCUCUUUUGGCCUUCUCAAGAUGAAGGCACUAGCCAAACAGCUCCAUGCUGGCCCAACCUCGAGGUCCUGGAAGUUCUUGAAGUACCACCAAACACACCCGACGGAACAUGGAUGAUCCGCGAAGAACCCGGCAAAAUAUGGAAUGAUGGAGAACUCCACCUACCAGGCUGGGAAUACGAGACCUACUACUUCGGCCCACUGGGUAUUAUCAACAGCCACGAAGUCGACAAACUGUAUAUCGCCAUCGCCAAAGCAGCACACCAAAUGCCACGACUGAGGCGGUUGUAUCACUUAUUCAGAGGCGAGUACGAGAGCAGCGAAUGGCUGGAAUUUGAGCGGGAUGACACUGGAAGUGCACGGUUGUCUAUCAAUAGCCAAUUUGAGUAUGAGAUUGGGGAGGGGGUUAUCGCGGCAUGGGGGUUAGGAGAAAUGGCAGAUGAGUUCAAGAAGCGUCACCAUAUUACGAUGGAGAGAUGGCCUGUUCAUGAUGUCUAGGAUUUCCAUUGUGUGUUGAUAAGGCGGAUAUUUCAUUAAUUUUUUAGACGUGUCUGCAGGGGUUGACAGAAGAAAAUACCCCUCCCAUGUCAUCAUUACCCUAACAGCAGUCAUCAAAAUGGGCCAUUUACCAUCGCCAACAUAACUGCACAUUCUCUUAUCGCGAAUCCUCAUUGGCAACAAAUACGCCGCAAACCUGAUUCUCGAUCACAG